Cucumis sativus (cucumber) is the source of this 1967-nucleotide messenger RNA. RefSeq names its product AT-hook motif nuclear-localized protein 25. NCBI's taxonomy places the organism in Eukaryota, Viridiplantae, Streptophyta, Magnoliopsida, Cucurbitales, Cucurbitaceae. Gene Ontology annotation, cellular component: nucleus. The transcript has 2 exons. Gene Ontology annotation, biological process: vegetative to reproductive phase transition of meristem. The coding region runs from base 106 to 870 and encodes 254 amino acids. The record is from RefSeq and is a predicted model, not a curated record. Gene Ontology annotation, molecular function: minor groove of adenine-thymine-rich DNA binding; DNA-binding transcription factor activity.
AAAAACAUUUUCGAGUUUCAUAUGGACGGAUUGAGCAAAUUCUUCCUAUUUUAUUAACUCUAUAAACAACCAAAGGAUUUCAUCCUUUCAACAACACAGACAAUAAUGUCUGAUUUGAACUCCGCCGUCCACGGCGCCUCCUCCCGCAACGCCAAUCAAUUUCUCGGUUCAGACCUCCAACUUCAAAACUUCUCACAAACCCAUCUUCCCGAUCCCAAUUCUGCCGAUUCAACCACUCCCACCACCGGCGGUUCAUCCUCGCGCCGCCCUCGUGGCCGCCCCGCCGGCUCCAAGAACAAGCCAAAACCGCCGGUGAUCGUAACACGUGACAGCCCCAACUCUCUGAGGUCGCACGUGCUAGAGGUUUCCCCAGGCUCCGAUGUGGUUGAAUCCAUCUCGACUUACGUCACCCGCCGCCGCUACGGCGUUUGCAUUCUCGGCGGCACUGGCGCCGUCACCAACGUCAACUUGCGUCAGCCGAUGUCUCCGUCGGGUUCUGUUAUGACUCUUCAUGGAACAUUUGAGAUUGUGUCUCUGACUGGCACGGCGUUGCCGCCUUCGGGUGCUGGAGGGCUAACGAUUUAUUUGGCCGACAGGCAACGGCAAGGACAUGUCGUCGGAGGAAGCGUCGUCGGGCCAUUGAGGGCAUCGAGUCCAGUUACACUGAUGGUGGCAUCGUUUACGAAUGCAGUGUAUGAUCGGCUACCGGUGGAGGAGGCAGAGCCGCCGGUACAAGCUCAGGCAUCGGCGUCGCCAUCUUCAGAUAUUACUGGUGGAGGUGGCCAACUUAGGGGUAUCGAAAGCUUCAACCUUCGUGACGAUGGUUACGGUUGGAACAACAAUGCAUCAAGACCUCCGACAACACUCUGAUAAAAAAAAUGAGAAAAGGUUUAGAAGAAAAUCAAACAAAUUUUCCUAAGAAAUUCGAACGCCUUUUCAAUAAUGGUCUCCAAAAAUUCUUCUUUCACUUUUAUUUUUUUUAUUUUUUAUUUUUAUCAAAUAGAUUAAUUAAUGGAAGAGUUUAUUUCAAUAUUUCUUUAACUAAAUCAUCUUUAUUUUUCAUGUUAUGAGAUUUAAUUUAUUUUUUUCCCUUCUUUUGAUUAUGUAAAUGUUGGUUUUUUUAUAGGAUUAUUAUUUGUGAGAAUUGAAAUCACAAAGGCCUCACAACUUAAAGCUUAACUUUCUAUUUGUCACACAUUACAAAAAUAACUAUUUAUAUAUAUACAAUUCUAAGUUAUGUACACCAAGUAAAAAUAUCGUGGGGUGAAACAUCGAACUAUAUCAAAAUCUUUUAGAGAGAUGAUAGGCGCCGAUACUUUAUUCAUAGAGUACAAUAUAUCACAUUCUUACGACUUAUAUAAACAUACAACUUAAAUUGAUCUCAAGUGGCCAUAUAAGAGUUUCUAUGUCACAUUAGAUUAAUUUGACAUGCUCAUUCAUCAAAUGAGGAGUGUCAACCUUGGUAAAAGGCCAAUGAGUUUUCUUUUUUUCUUUUUAGUUUUACUCGCCAAGCUAUCCUCUUCCCUAGGCCCAAAUGGGUUGGAGGUAGAUUAUGCCACAUUCAUCAAACGGAGAGGGUCAACCUUUGUUUAAGUUGAGCAUGGUCUAUCACUUUGGGCUUUGCGACCUAGACUCCCUUUCUUCGAUGCUUAAUAAGGACUCAAAAGGUGUGUGAUAUAUUUUUGUCCAAGUUUUGUUCGUCUCUAUGGUUAUCACGGUAUAUAAUCUCGAUUUUUGUAUACAAAUAAGUACAAUGUUGUAAUCGCUUAACUUGAAUUUAUUGGUGGAUUAUCUUUCUUAGGCACAUUGUCCUCUCGACAAAGGUAGUGUUGUAUCACCGAACUGGGUCACCUACUCGUGUGUUUCUAUUGCUUUUCUUUUAGUUGAUUUGUUAUUGUCUCUAUGAUUGCUAGGAUGUGUUGUGUGACAUCUCUAGCUAACUAGUGUGAAAGAACCGUUUUUCAAAA